AUGGCGUCCACGCGCGAGGGCCACUACCGUGGGGUCCGCAAGCGCCCCUGGGGCCGGUACGCGGCGGAGAUCCGCGACCCCUGGAAGAAGACGCGCGUCUGGCUCGGCACCUUCGACACCCCCGAGGAGGCCGCCAUGGCCUACGACGGCGCCGCCAGGUCCCUCCGCGGUGCCAAGGCGAAGACCAACUUCCCCCCGCCGCCGCCGCCGCCGUCCGGCAUCCCCCUGGACCUCAACCUGCCGUCCGACCACCGCUUCUUCCCCGCCCCGCCGGGAAGGCUCACCAUCACCGACUUCCUCAGCGGCGCCGUUCUUGGGGACGUUCCCCCGCGGCCGACCGCCGGCGGUCAGGUUGCGGAUACGGCGGGUGACGUCCAGGCUCCGGCGAGGUACUUCGGGAUCGUGAGGCGCGGCCUGCCAAUUGACUUGAACGAGCCGCCGCCGUUGUGGAUGUAG
Messenger RNA from Striga hermonthica, 456 nucleotides. The record is from the annotation of a GenBank genome assembly. Lineage: Eukaryota; Viridiplantae; Streptophyta; Magnoliopsida; Lamiales; Orobanchaceae.